This is a messenger RNA of Peronospora farinosa, 405 nucleotides long. The record is from the annotation of a GenBank genome assembly. Lineage: Eukaryota; Oomycota; Peronosporomycetes; Peronosporales; Peronosporaceae.
AUGUUGCACCGACAAAUUGUUUGGUAUUUCCAAGCAUGGACUGAAGGCAAAAGUCGAAUGUUUAGCGACGACGAAGAGGAUUCCAAACUGGAAGACGUCAAUUUGAGUGACGAAGACAGUUUGCUGAGUGGCGGCGCUGUAAGUGGCAAAAAAAUUCAUCUACUGGCAACACGUUGCAGCCUAUCCUCGAUGGAAGGAUGGUUAAUGCAAAGUAUCAAUCGAGAGACAGGAAUUACCGCAACUAUCAGCUUGAUACACUGGAAGUCACGCGUCGUAUAUCGAAGUGGAUCGCCUCGAGCUUUUCCGGUCGUAAGGGCGAUGCCCAUGAAAAUAUUGUCGAUAGACCUCCCGUUUGCGUUUGUACGAGAGAUGUCAGGCGCCUUAAACGGCUUCUCUUCACCUUGA